AUGUGUGACGAGGUGGCGCCCGGUCUCAGCCCUCUGGGCGCGGAGGGCCGAGCGGCGCCGGCAGCGGGGCGAAGCCGGCUGCUGACGGCCACACGGUGGAGCACGGCAGGCACAACCCCUGCGCGCCUGCCCUUCAGCGUAGCGGAGCAGGCCGCCCCCCUCGCCCCCGCCCGUGCGCCGGGACCGGCAGAGGCGGCGGAGCCUGUGCCGGCACGGGGGUGCUGCGAUGCCCGGCGCGGCCCCGCGGGGAUGCCGGCACCCACCGCCGCCCCUCCCGGCUGCGGAGCCGCGGACGGUGCCCGAGACCCGGGCCCGGGCCUGAGCCCCUCCGGGCGGCUGGCGGCGGCCGUCUGCCCGGGGGCCGUGGGCAGCCCGGGCUUCUGCGGCAACCUGCUGGUGGUGCCGCUCGUCUGGCGUUACCGGCCGCCGCGCUCCCCCGUCAACCUGCUGCUGCUCAACGUCGCCCUCAGCGACCUGCCGGCCCGCGCCCUGGGCACCCCGCUCGGCCUGGCCGCCGCCGCCGCCGCCCGGGCCGCCCGCGCCUGGCACGGCUUCGCUGCCGCCCUCUCAGGCAUCGUCUCACUCAUCUCCCUGGCUGUACUUUCUUAUGAACGUUACUGCACCAUGACAGGAAUGACUGAGGCCGAUACCACAAACUACAGGAAAACAUGGACAGGCAUCAUCCUGUCCUGGACGUACUCCUUGGUCUGGACUGCCCCCCCCCCCCUUUUUGGCUAGAGCAGUUACAGGCCAGAAGAACCAGAGACAAUGUGCUCCAUGAACUGGCAUUCAAAGGACGCUAACAACGUAUCCUACAUCAUAUGUCUUUUCAUCUUUUGCCUUGUAAUCCCUUUUGUCAUUAUUGUUUAUUCAUACGGGAAGCUGCUGUGUGCUAUAAGGCAGGUGGGCGGCAUCAAUAAAGGGAUGGGCCGGACCCGGGAGCAGUGCAUCCUGGUCAUGGUGGUGGUGAUGGUAAUUUGCUUUCUCCUUUGCUGGCUGCCGUAUGCAACUGUGGCACUUAUAGCUACGUUUGGGAAACCUGGUCUCAUCACCCCGGCUGCCAGCGUCAUCCCAUCCAUCCUUGCCAAAAGCAGCACAGUCUAUAACCCCAUCAUCUACGUAUUUCUGAACAAACAGUUUCACAGGUGCUUUUGGGCGCUUCUGAGAUGCAAGAAAGCAACCGUGAACUCCAGCAGCAAGUCCUCAUCCAGGUCCUGCCACACGCUGCAGCGGGCGCAGGGCGACGCCGGCCCCGCGGCAGCUGCCUCGGCCAGGCAGCCCUGCGGCGAGAGCCCGGACCCCGCCGGGAACGCGCACCCACCUCCGGAAGGGACCCCAACAGCUAAAAGAGCUGUGCUGGUGGCUCACUACGGCGGGCCAACACCACGGCCUGCCACUGCGUUUGGGGAGUUUGAGUCCAGACGUGAGAGUUUUGCCAAAUAACCUUGGUUUGUGGCAUCGUUUCUAAUGAAGACUUGCCUGUCUGCUUCCUCAGAGGUUGGUUUCACCAAUAAGCCAUUUCCCCGUUUCUCAAAGACUCUUCCCUAAUCAAAA
This is a messenger RNA of Harpia harpyja (harpy eagle), 1554 nucleotides long. Its product is annotated as pinopsin-like. Gene Ontology annotation, biological process: G protein-coupled receptor signaling pathway. The record is from RefSeq and is a predicted model, not a curated record. Lineage: Eukaryota; Metazoa; Chordata; Aves; Accipitriformes; Accipitridae. Gene Ontology annotation, cellular component: photoreceptor outer segment; membrane. Gene Ontology annotation, molecular function: G protein-coupled receptor activity.